AUGAACUAUGAUGAAAGCGAUCGUGCAGGAUUUACUCCUUUGAUGCUUGCAGAAAAGAGUAACAAUGCAAAAGUAGUUUGCUAUUUGAUUGCGAUGGGAGCAAAACGCAAUGAAAAUAUAAAGGCAGUAGAGUUUGAAAUUGUCAAUCAAUUGGCCAAAUCCCAGGCAGAUCAGAUACGCUUAUAUCUAUCUUCUUAUCAUAAAAAUGCUUUGUAUCAAGAUGAGUAA
Trichomonas vaginalis G3 is the source of this 228-nucleotide messenger RNA. Its product is annotated as Ankyrin repeat family. The record is from RefSeq and is a predicted model, not a curated record. Gene Ontology annotation, molecular function: protein binding. The transcript has a single exon. Bases 1 to 228 code for a protein of 75 amino acids. Lineage: Eukaryota; Parabasalia; Trichomonadida; Trichomonadidae.